AGUGUUAAAGUCGAUUAAAAAGUAAAAGUAUAUUGCAAGAAUAAAGAUUACUGUGGAAAAUAUAAAAUACAAAUAGAAGAUAAAUAUAUAGAAAAAUGAAAUUGUGCAAAGGCUAACAGCCAGUAACUGACUGACCUUUAUGUGUGUCAACAUAAUAUGUUUUUAUAUCUUAUUAUAUGAGCAGCAUCUGGCUUGUGAUUCGAUGGUACGCCUGUAGUGCGCUGUACCUCCCCUCACCAGUAGGUGGCGACAGAGCGCCACCUCGUGGUUUGACAACCGCCAAACGUUACAUGAAGAAGAAUGCACGUCAACGAUUCAACAGCGCGCGGGAAACCCGGGUGAGAAGAGGAGAUGGAUGCCCGCGGAGAGCUCGACGAAGAGGCGGACCACCUCCCUCCGUCGGCUUUGAAACUCUACGAGACGCAGUUCUUCGGCUUCACCCCGCAGACAUGCAUGCUGCGGGUCUACAGCGCCUUCCAGGACUGCCUGUACGACAUCCUGCCCGUGGUGGAGAAGGUGUGCGUGAGGCAGCUGGGUAAAGGCGAGUCUACGGAGGCCGAGGAGCUGCUCCGGUCUCGGGCCCGGGAGUGCAGCCGGAAGCUGCAGCAGUUCCUCGAGGAGCGGUUCAAGCAGCUGUCCGGGCGGAUGGAGGCGCUGCUGGCCGACCGCUGCUUCUCCGUCCCGCCCAACGUGCUGCUGCCCGAGGACCAGCUACACAAGACCUACCCCCAACACGUACAGGAGGUGCUGAGGCGGGAGUCGUCCCUUGCUGACCUCCAGAGAUCCUAUGAAGCAGAAGUUUGUGCCAGACAGGCCCUGCUAGCUGAGCUGGAGGAGCAGAGGGAGGUGCAGAAACAGCUGGACGGGAUUCUGAUGUGGGUCAGAGAGCUCCAGGCGGCCUGGGUGAAGGAAGGUAACGGCAGCUUCCACGACAGUUUCCGGCUGGUGAUGGAGUCCGUUAAGAAGCUGCAGGAGGCCGUCGGGGAGGUCUGCAACAAGGCGCCUCAUUGAGCUGGACUCACAUUUGUUUCAUUUUGUAAACAGAUGAUAAAUCAACAAUGAAUUCAUGCAACAAAGAAUGUAAAUAUCAUAGAACUGCACACAUUAUCUUUCUCUUCUGUUGAGACCGUUGGCCAACGUUAACAACAGUUUUUGUCUAGUUGGACAGUAAGUUUGAGCCACUGUUUGUCAAGAAUACAACGUUCAUUCCCUGUGAAAAGAAGACAAGGACAAUAAUUCCAAAAUAUGCUUUAUGAACAUCUAUCAUAAUUUAAUUAUUAACUACACAACAGCAACGUCAGCUAAUAUUAGUCUAGUUAACCUUUGUAAAUGUAAUGUAAAUAAUAAAGUAAAUGAAUGUAUCUCUGCCACUUUAACUGAUUUUUAAUACUCCUUAAUACUUUUUGUCAUCUACUGUACCACCCCAUUCACUCAUCACUGUUGCAAAAACUCAGAACACUUAUUAUUUUAUAACUUGGUUUAUACGUUGGGGCUGGUCAUAUUUUUGUUUCAUUUGAUUUCACUGGAUAGCAUUUGAUUGUUGAGGCGUUUAUGAUAUUGUGUCCACUGCCUGGAGAGCUACAGAUUUAAGUUGCAGUGGUGUCCACCAGAGGGCGCUCUCUGCACGUUAACAUCGCUCACCCAAUAUUAUCUAGUUGAUAAACUAGCAACUGAACAUUCAUAACAUUUUAAGGUCCUCCAAGAAUCCUGGUUUUGCAAUUAAAAGAUCAAAGUUGGAGACACUGAACAUUUAUUUACAUUUACAAUUCUGUUUUAUCCAGCCUUUGCUUGAAGGUUUGACUGUUGUUUAAAAUGUUCGAAUUCUUUUGAAUUCAAAUAAAAUUAACUAGUUUACAGCACACACUAGACUGUACAAUGUGCCAAGCAUCCCUAUGAAAUUAGGAGCAACACUAUUGGUUCAUAUUGCAUAAUUGGGCCAAGAAAUAGACAAAAACAUUUUUCUAGUUGUGAUGUAUAAUAUAUAUAUUGAUGGAAUUUGGUUUGUCAAGAGUACACAUUUGCUAACACUAUAGGUUAUUAUCAUUACUAUUUCCUUAAAAUAAUAAAGACUUAUUGAUUAUUAAAAGCUUCAGUUUCAGGUCCUGGUGUUGGGCUUUCUGGCUCACUGUCAUGACUUUCUGGGACACUUGCAUAUAACAGAGCUAAAGGUAAUGUUUAUCAAUACACCUGUGUCAACAUGUUUUUUCUCCAUCAGGACAGUUAGUUAUAGUAAUUUAUUUCUUAAAAAGGGCUAUAUGAUCAUUUCUUCUAAUUACUGUUUUUAUUGAUUGGUACUUUUAUUUUCUGUUAAGCAAACUGAGUUAGUUAUAUGAAAAUCAUCAUAAAGACUGCAUACUAUAAUUUAAUGUAACAGUGGGAUCAUUUCUUUUAACUUCUUUCACUAAAGAAACAAAAGUGAUUUCACAGCGAUAUGAAUUGGACAGUAGGGGGCGCUAGUGUUUAUCUAUUUGCUUUGUGCAGGAUGAUGCAUCACAGAGUUCACACCACAGCAGCUUCAAAAUGUGUCUUUAAUGUCUACUGCUACCAGAAAAUUUGACUUGUGUCUUAUUAGUUCACUUAUUACCGCUGUCAUCACGGGUCAGGCUACUCAACAAGGAUUUAACGGACAGAAUAUUUGUUUUGAUGGUCUGGAGUUGAAAGAUGUAAUUACAGCCUCUGAACGCCCGACUCACAUGGGAAGGUGAAAAAAUAAUCCUUAGAGCUUUCAAUAAAACAUUAAUUACUGUACUCUGAUAUAUUAAAUAUCAUUUAAUAGUUUAUUUUUUUAUUAUUGCAAUUUUCUUAUAUUCUAUAUUUAUGUUUCUUGAUUUUUGGACUAACUUUUACUUUAAAUUAUUUUUUGCUGUCUUACUUUGUUUACCUUACUAUGUUGAUGUUAUGCACCAUAACUCCAAAGCAAUUUCCUUGUGGAUACGUGAUAAC
Anoplopoma fimbria (sablefish) is the source of this 2943-nucleotide messenger RNA. It is a transcript of the gene mis12, whose product is annotated as MIS12 kinetochore complex component. Gene Ontology annotation, cellular component: nucleus; chromosome, centromeric region. The record is from RefSeq and is a predicted model, not a curated record. Bases 352 to 1011 code for a protein of 219 amino acids. The transcript is spliced from 2 exons. Gene Ontology annotation, biological process: kinetochore assembly; mitotic cell cycle; protein localization to kinetochore. NCBI's taxonomy places the organism in Eukaryota, Metazoa, Chordata, Actinopteri, Perciformes, Anoplopomatidae.